Molecule: messenger RNA, 576 nt
Organism: Besnoitia besnoiti
Lineage: Eukaryota; Apicomplexa; Conoidasida; Eucoccidiorida; Sarcocystidae
Product: putative ankyrin
Exons: 5
Coding region: 1-576 (191 amino acids)
Cellular component (GO): nucleus; cytoplasm
Molecular function (GO): protein binding
Source: RefSeq, a predicted model, not a curated record
AUGGUGCUUUGCUGUGCCGGAGGCGGACGGAAAGAAGGAGAGGACGUUUGGAGCGACCUCAGCAAUGCUGCAUAUACGGGCAAUGUUGCACGAAUGAUGCAGCAGAUCAACACUGGCAGCAGUGUGAAUGGAGCAGAUCAGAACGGUUUGACGCCGCUGCAUCGCGCAGCACAGUCUGGCAGCUUUGCGGCUUUGCAGCUUCUCCUAAAAAAUGGGGCUGACCCCCGCUGCUCAGCGAAAAAUGGCGACACUCCUCUUCAUAUCGCUGCGUUUCAUAGGAACGCGGAAGCGGUGAAAUUCCUGCUCAGCACGGAUGCAAAGGUGGAUAUAAACAAGCAAACUAAGGAUCAUGGAAUGACGCCGCUGCAUGUCGCAGUCUACAGGGGAUGCCCCGAAAUCGUCGACCUCCUCCUGGCGGCUGGUGCCGACCCAGACCUGCUUGCAAAAGGCCAGACGGCAGUCAACUUGGCUGAAUUCUGGGAUACUCAGGAAUCGCAAGGACGCUCUUCACCCUCUGCCAAGCACCACGAUACCCUUCUCCUGCUCCAGACCCGGCUCAAGAAAGCCACUCUGUGA